AUGGGUGCUUUUUGGUCGCAGCUGCUACCUCCGCGUCCCGCCUUUACCGAGGCAAACACUCCAGCGCUCGAUGGUAGAGUCUUUAUCGUCACGGGUGGCAACGCGGGCAUUGGAUUAGAGCUUGUCAAGAUGCUCUAUGCUCGGGGUGGCUGCACUGUCUAUAUCGCGAGUCGCUCUUCCACGAGGAUAGCCGCGGCGAUCGCGGACCUGAAAUCAACUGUCGAUACAAACAAAACCCGACCUACAGAGCUGAAGAGCAUCGUUGUCGAUUUUGAAGAUCUCACCACAAUCUCCAAAGCUGUGUCUGAGUUCCUCAAGCAAGAAUCACGAUUGGAUGUCCUGUGGAACAACGCCGGCCGCAUGCAGGCUCCACCGGGGAGCACGACGGCCCAAGGCUACGAGGCUCAUAUGGGUACAAAUUGCCUGGGCCCGCAUCUGUUCACCAAGCUCCUACUUCCUUUGCUGCUCAAGACUGCGAAGAUUGCGCCAUCAAGCUCCGUGCGGGUGAUCAAUACCUCGUCUCAAAUCGUCGAUACGACGGCGCCUCCAGGCGGCUUGGUAAUGGCGCACCAGGAGCCUGGAAAGCACAUUCUUGACAAGAACUUGUCUUACGCCGAAUCUAAGACUGGGAACUGGUUUCUGGCUUCGGAACUUGACAAGCGUACUCGCGGCGACGGCCUCGUUUGCGUGGUUCAAAACCCAGGGAACUUGGCCACCAAAGGGUGGGAUCCGGUUUCUCUACUCGGAAAGCUCAUGAUAGCGCCCUUUUUGUAUGAUGCAAAGAUGGGCGCAUACACAGAGCUCUGGGCCGGAUUGUGCGAGGAGGUGACGACUCAAGAUGGGGGAAAGUAUGGUGUGCCUUGGGGAAGGUGGCAUCCAAGCCCUAGGAAGGACAUCCUUGAAAGUCUGCAGUCUGAAGAAGAGGGCGGGACAGGUCUUGCGGCGGCUUUCUGGCUCUGGUGUGAAGAGCAAACCGCGCCAUACGCUUUAUAA
Messenger RNA from Trematosphaeria pertusa, 993 nucleotides. Its product is annotated as NAD(P)-binding protein. The transcript has a single exon. The coding region runs from base 1 to 993 and encodes 330 amino acids. The record is from RefSeq and is a predicted model, not a curated record. NCBI's taxonomy places the organism in Eukaryota, Fungi, Ascomycota, Dothideomycetes, Pleosporales, Trematosphaeriaceae.